Molecule: messenger RNA, 1419 nt
Organism: Mobula hypostoma (lesser devil ray)
Lineage: Eukaryota; Metazoa; Chordata; Chondrichthyes; Myliobatiformes; Myliobatidae
Gene: grp
Product: gastrin-releasing peptide
Exons: 3
Coding region: 111-569 (152 amino acids)
Biological process (GO): neuropeptide signaling pathway
Molecular function (GO): neuropeptide hormone activity
Source: RefSeq, a predicted model, not a curated record
GAUCGGAAGAUCCUUCUGAAACGCUCCGGGACGGCGUUUUCCCAGUCUAGAGGGAAAGAAAGAGAGAGGAGAAGGGGAAGGGAGGGAGAUUGGUGAGCAACUACCGGGAGAUGGGGUCGGAACUGAUUUUUUGGAAACAUCGUUUGCUCCUAUCUCUGAUAGUUUUCAGCAUUACUAGUUCUAAAGUCCACUAUGGACUUGCUGCUCCAGUUCAAAAUCAAGGCGGUUUGUCUAAGAUAUUUCCCAGAGGCAGUCACUGGGCGGUGGGACACUUGAUGGGGAAAAAGAGUAUAGAUGAUACUCUUUAUGGCUAUGCCAAUGGAGACAGCAUGUUAUAUCCCGUUCUGUCAGGAGUUGCUAAGCAGCCAGAUGACAGCUUGCAGUCGACCGAGGUGGACAAGAAUUUCUUAAGUUUGUUGGAACAAACCUUGUCAACAGACAUUCAGAAAUCAAGAGAAGACAUUCCAGUACUUAACAAGAAAACACAGCAGACAGCUGACUACAACUUCAAAGAGAUGGUGGACUAUCUUCUACAGUUUAUGAACGUGAAGGAUGAAACCCCAAGCUGAAUACACAACAAGAGUUCAACCAGAAAUAUUCUAAAGAGACUAUUAUGUUUUUGUCCUCCAAGUGUUUAGCACCACCAAAUACCAGAUUAAAUCGCUUUUGUUUUAAAAUUACUGAAUGUUCUUGUACGUCUGAACUUGAACUAAAUGAUUUUCACACAGCAGAUUAUGUUUUGAUGUUUUUAAUGUAAAUAAGUAUUGUAAGGGCCAGUCUUCCAAUAGAAAGAUCCUGAUGUUACUAUAGCCGUGUUUUAUCAUCAUUCACCUUUUCGUUUGCAACUGCAUUAUGAAUUAAAGAAUAAAAUCAUAAUUCAUGUCAUAUUAGUUGGUAAAGUCACAGUAAUUAAAGCCCAUUUUAAAAUGGCUUUAACUUAAGAGUCUGUUAUUAGUUAUACUGAAUGUUCGCUUUGGAACAUCACUGCAUAGCACAGAACAGCCCACGACAUUGUGCUAACCUUUGAACCUACUCAAAGAUCAAUCUGCAGAGAGUUGUAAGCUUAGUCAGCUCCAUCAUGGGCACUAGACUCUGUAGUAUCCAGGACAUUUUCAAAGAGCAAUGCCUCAGAAAGAUGGCAUCCAUCAUUAAGGACGGCCAUUACCCACAUCAUGGCUUGUUCUCAUUGCUACAUCAGGAAGGAGGUACAGGAGCCGGAAGGCACACACUCAACGAUUCCUCCCCUCUGCCAUCCGUUUUCUGAAUGUACAUUGAACCCAUGAACACUACCUUACUAUUUUUUAUUUCUAUUAAACUACUUGUUUAAUUUAACUAUUAUAUAUACCUACUGUAAUUCACAUCUUUUUCUCUAUUAUUAUGUAUUGCAUUGUACUGCUGCUGCAAAGACAACAAUUUUCA